This is a messenger RNA of Doryrhamphus excisus (bluestripe pipefish), 7420 nucleotides long. RefSeq names its product glycoprotein M6Ab (gene gpm6ab). Gene Ontology annotation, cellular component: neuronal cell body; axonal growth cone; filopodium. The record is from RefSeq and is a predicted model, not a curated record. NCBI's taxonomy places the organism in Eukaryota, Metazoa, Chordata, Actinopteri, Syngnathiformes, Syngnathidae. Gene Ontology annotation, biological process: neuron projection development.
ACCCUGAGAUUGCAGAUGAGGAGAGAGAGCUUUGAAAGAGGGACUUCCCUGAUCCUCCAUCAUCUGCAGGGAGGGAAAAGGACGUACGCGCGUGCACACGCAGAGCCUCCUACACACACGCGCAUGCACACCGUGCUGAGCACUCGCAAGGAGCUUUAAAGCGCUUUUGCCUCGAACUCAACAAAAAAAAAAACAAAGACGCUCCAACCUGCCACGAUGGAGGAGAACAUGGACGACUCACAAAGCCAGAAAGGUUGUAAGGAGUGCUGUGAGCGAUGUGUGGGCAGUCUGCCUUGGGCUUCCCUCAUCGCCACCAUCCUCCUCUACAUGGGCGUGGCCUUGUUCUGUGGGUGUGGCCACGAGGCUUUAAGUGGCACCGUCACCAUCCUGCAGAACUACUUUGAAGUCAUCAGAACCCCCGGACAAACGCUGGACGUCUUCACCAUUAUCGACAUCCUGCAGUACAUCAUCUACGGCCUUGCAGCUGGAUUCUUUGUCUUUGGAGUGCUCUUGCUGGUGGAAGCUUUUUUCACCACUGGAGCAAUUAGGGAUCUGUACGGAGAGUUCAAGAUCACCGCUUGUGGACGCUGCCUGACCGCAUUUCUGAUGUUCCUGGCCUACGUCUUCUUCCUGGUGUGGCUGGGUGUGACCGCCUUCACCAGCCUGCCGGUCUUCAUGUACUUCAAUGUUUGGUCCAUGUGUAAGAACACCAGCUUGCUUGAGGGACCCAAAUUCUGCGUGGACCUGCGUCAGUUUGGAGCCGUCACCAUAUCUGAGGAGAAGAAGCUUUGCACGGGAUCUGGGAAGUUCUUGCAGAUGUGUGAAUCCAAUGAGCUGGACUUGACCUUCCACCUGUUUGUGUGCGCGCUGGCGGGAGCGGGAGCUGCUGUGAUUGCUAUGGUGCAUUUCCUGAUGGCGCUAGCCGCUAACUGGGGCUACCUGAAGGAUGCCAGUCGGAUGCAGAAAUACGAAGACAUCAAGUCAAAGGAGGAGCAGGAGCUGCACGACAUCCAUUCUACACGCUCCAAAGAACGCCUGAAUGCCUACACAUAAACAGGAUAGACACACUUACCUGACACGCACACACACACACACACACAACGAUCCCACACACACACACACACACUCGCAGCACACACAUCACGCACACAAGGAACGCAGAAAUACACACAUCGGUAACGCUAAAAAGUAUGAAAGCAAAGACACUGAUGUCCUCCUUCGUCCACAGCUCAUCUUUUGCUGACGUCUAUGUUAUGCUAGGUCCAUGCUAGGUCCAUGCUAGGUCCAUGCUAGGUCCAUGCUAGGUCCAUGCUAGGUCCAUGCUAGGUCCAUGCUAGGUCCAUGCAAGGUCCAUGCUAGGUCCAUGCUAGGUCCAUGCUAGGUCCAUGCAAGGUCCAUGCUAGGUCCAUGCUAGGUCCAUGCUAGGUCCAUGCUAGGUCCAUGCUAGGUCCAUGCUAGGUCCAUGCUAGGUCCAUGCUAGGUCCAUGCUCGGUCCAUGCUAGGUCCAUGCUAGGUCCAUGCAAGGUCCAUGCUAGGUCCAUGCUAGGUCCAUGCUAGGUCCAUGCUAGGUCCAUGCUAGGUCCAUGCUAGGUCCAUGCUAGGUCCAUGCAAGGUCCAUGCUAGGUCCAUGCUAGGUCCAUGCUAGGUCCAUGCUAGGUCCAUGCUCGGUCCAUGCUAGGUCCAUGCUAGGUCCAUGCUAGGUCCAUGCUAGGAUGCUAAACAGGACAGCCUUUAGUUGGAAUAAGACAUCAAUUGCAGUCGAAUAUUAGAGAUUCCGCAAAAUUUACCAGACAUUUGUUAGUAUUUUUGGGCCCAAAAGUCAACUACUGCUUUAGAGACUGUAGUAACUGAACGUCUCAAAGUACACGGAAGGACAUGAGGAAAUACCACAAAAGCCAAAGAUCCCAACUGUCCCGAUGUUUGUUGCAGGUAGUUGAUUCUUUUAAGAUUGUACAUAUUUUUCUUAUAUUUAACUUUAAAAAGACAUUGGGAAUACCGUAUAUAAGGAUUGUGAUAACGAACCUUGGAUCCAGGAAUGUCGUGUUUAGUCUAAUCGAAGAGUAUCCUUGAAUUGAUUGCUGGCUUUUGUGUUAAACACAAAUUCACACCGUGAAACCUCGAUUUUUUUCAAAUUUUUUUUCAUAUGAAAUAAUGUCGAUGCAAUUCAUCGUUUUUCCAGACACCCAAAAAUAUUAACAAAAUAAAUUUUAUCAGGAAUAAUUAUAGUUUUAGGAAACAGGAAACAAUGCAAAAUAGCGAUAAAUGACAAACGAAAUGGAAAAAUGGAAAUUUAACUUUGUCAGGCACCCGUGGAAUUAUACCGCAAAGGGCAAACGUAUCAUCGAAAACUUGGGGCCGUUGGAAAACGGUGGUUGGACCGCAUUAUAAACAAUCCAAGCCAACAUGGACGACGGUCGUCCCUCGUUUAUCGCCGUUAAUUUGAAGUGAAUUCACGCAACGUAGGAUUCAAUAUUUGUAUUCGGAGCAAAGAAAACCUGUUUUUGACUUUCUUAAUAUCGUUUUUCGAGUACUGCAAGACCCCUGUAGUCACUUUUACACUGUUACUAUUCUUUGUUUACAACACAUUGCUCAGCUGUAAUGUGCAGGCUAUGGGUCACUGCAGGGAAGAAACUUCAAAGAAACCUUCAAACAGAGUCAGGAAGGACAAAGUGUGAAGCCAAAAAUGUACCACUUCCGCAGGGAAUGGGAGGAGAACCUUUAAAACAAAAACAAAAAACGGGCGAACAGGCGGAAGGCUCGACAAACUGAAGCAAGAAUCAGCAGAAGACGAGGAAGACAUCAGUGUCUGUAAGUUGUUCUUUUCACGGGUGGGGUUGGCUGGUCUGGAGCCCCCAUUCCCCCCCCUCCCCUUAUCAAGCAUUCCUACGCUUACAUAUAUGGAUGGAUGGUCGGUGUUGUACGGUGGUGUUAUGCUGUGCUAUGUCCUUUCACCACAUCACGACGAGCGCUACUACAGACAAGCGUUGUCCACGGGAAGUUUGUACUUCAAAAAAGAGUACCGAUGGCUAGCUUGGCUAACUUCGAAAACCCUCCUCGUUCCUUUUCCCAACUCUCAUCCGGGAGCCCAAUUUCACGAAUUGCACUGCCAAGGAAGGAUGUACCACAAAUAACAAUUUAUUGUUUUCAACGAAAUGCACUUAAGCAAGUUUAACCGUUAAGGGGUGACCGGUAAAAGCGUACAUUGCAAUGUUAACGUACCAAAUAUAGCAAUGAUUGGAUACUUCAUUCAUUCAUUUUCUACCGCUUUUCCUCACGAGGGUCGCGCCUGGAGCCUAUCCCAGCUGUCUUCGGGCGUAAGGCGGGGUACUGGUCGCCAGCCAAUCACAGGGCACAUAUAGACAAACAACCAUUCACACUCACAUUCAUACCUAUGGACAAUUUGGAGUGGCUAAUUAACCUAGCAUGUUUUUUUGGAAUGUGGGAGGAAACCGGAGUACCCGGAGAAAACCCACGCAUGCACGGGGAGAACAUGCAAACUCCACACAGAGAUGCCCGAGGGUGGGAUUGAACCCUGGUCUCCUAGCUGUGAGGUCUGCGCGCUAACCCCUAGACCCCUAGACCACCGUGCCGCCCUGAUUGGAUACUUGACAAGUGGAAAUUUUGUCUCCGACUUGCUCCCGACUAAAUAGCACUUAACUUUAAUUGCCCCUCCUGCAAGCGUGAAAUUGGGCUUCUCUUCCUUCCCGUCUGCCAAUCUUUGUACAAACGUGUGGUCGGUCCUCAGAAACGGCACAUCUUAGCAGCACAAAGUUUCCAAUGUUCCGUCGGCGUCAUACUGUCUUUCCAGGUUUUUCCUCACUUUUUUGGAAUUUUUGCCACCGUUUUUAACCAGCAUUAUUCUCGUGUCAUUUUGCCAUUGGGGUAAGUGGAGAGGGCAAAGCGGGUUGGGGGGGGGCGGGGGGUGGGGCGAGGUUCACGGGUCGUUAUCACUUUCACAGUUUCAUGAUGUGAUUCUGCACACAUAAAUACACAAAAUAAAUACACAAACACCCACACGUGCGUAAACACCAAUCAUUGCGGAAGUUUGAUUCUAGGAUUUUUUGCUAUUUAGUACUUUAGGUCUUUGUACGUACUAUAUCAGGCCCCCGGUGAUACCAAAUUGUCGCUUUUUGUCACGAGAUGUAUUCAAUUCCUCACUGGAAAAAAAAACACGACUCGUCAUCGGUGAGAAGAGAUUACUGUGAAUGGCUGUUACUCGUGGCUACUUCGCGUAUUAUAACGUCAUUUAUUGCCACUAUUUUGUAGGAUUUCAGUGCAGUUUGAAAGAUGGCAUCUUAAGAUAAAUCUGUCCCGAGGCACAUUUAAUAUAAUAUAUCGAGAUGAUUAAGAGCUGUGAUGGAAUGUGAGUCUCUAUCUGCCAGUAGAGAUGGUCGAAUGAUGAUAUUGUUAAUAAAAACUGAUUAAUGCAGGGGUGUCCAAAUACCAAUACAAUGUAGAUAUGCUUAUAAGUUAUGCUGUACUAGUAUUUAGAUUCUUUAUUUUUUAUUUUUAAUAAUAUGAUAUUCAAUAUUUUGACACAACCCUAAUAGAAAAGUUGUGAUAUCAUGAACUGUGAACUGUGAUAUACCGUAAAAAGUAUUUUUAAAAAAAUGGUUUUCAAUAACUUGAAAAGAUUUAAUGAAAUUUUCAUUUAAAUUGAUGACAUUUUGGUGGAGAUCCGGCUCACAAUCUGGAUCCCGGAAGAUUUUUAAAUUGCAAGACGGGAUCAUUUUAGCCAUUGGUGUAUGCACGUAUCUCCACAAAAAAUGGUCUCCUUGAAAAAAAAAAAAUAAUAAUAAUUUCCAACAGUUUAUACUAAAUAUCAAAAGAGCGAUCCAAAGAAUGUAGAAUUAUUAUUUUGGUUUGAAUCACAAACUAUGGUGCUUGUUGGAUUGUUUGUGUUAUUGGUAUUAACAUUUCUACUUGAAAUCAUUACUUGCUAAUUAUUUGCUAAAUGUUUCUUAUUUUUGUUGAUAUUUUUUGUGUUUUCUUGAUAAUAAUCAUAGUUUAGUAGUUGAAUAUGAACAAGCCAUGAGCUGCAAAUGGCCCCCCGGGCCGCGCUUUGGACACCUCUGGAUUAAUAUCCUCAUGACGAGACAACCAGCAAAGACACACACACACACACACACACACACACACACAACACAACACAACACAACAAGACCAUCAUUGCCAUCACUCUGAGCCAUAACUAUUUUACUGAUCACCAACAUUUCACUCUUCUAUUAACAGCUUUUAUUUCUUCAUUUAAACAAAAAAACACAAAAAAAAAAACAACAACACGUGAGUCAUUUCAAUACAAAAAUGUGUCUUGUUUUUUUUUCUAGGCAGUAUUAUGCUGUUUGUGUACAAAUCUAUACAUAAAUGUGAAAGAGCUGGGAGGGAGAAUGAUUCCUGAUAGUUCAGUCUCAACAUCACGACUGCAUUUACACACACAAAGUACUGCACACUACCGGAGGACUAAAGAUUAAUUAUUAUUAUUAGAUUAAUUACACGGAUACCAAUUUGGUGAAAGUAUAGCGAAUGAAAUGAAAUCUUUUGAGUUGUGUGGUGUAAAUGCAUGCCAAUGAUGGACAAGGGAGGACUGAUGUGUUCAGGUUCAGUCAGUAUUUUUAAGGGUCUAGUUUUACAGUAACAGUAUUCUAUCAUUUCAUUGCCUGACAAUGGAUGUCUUGUCAGUGUUUUUAAACCUCAGAUAAAAAAAAAAAAGAGUUGUUUUUGUGCACUUAUUGGCCAUCGUGAGCUCUCUAUCUCUUAUUCUUGUGUAAGUGCAUUGACGUCCCUUCUGUGGGGCCUGUGUAUAGUCUUGCAACACUGGUUAUAUAACCUGAAGAAAUAACAAAGAUGAAAAAUCAAUUCAUACAAAUGAAGAAAAUCUUAUUCUUAGGUUUAAAAAAAAAAAAAAAAAAAAAGACAGUGAAUCUAGUUGUUGUUUGUGGCAUGGUUAUGCAUUCAAGUGGUCAUAAUUUUAACGAUUAAACAGUAUUUUAAAAAAAAAACAACAAAAAAAAAUACAUUUCCACUGGCGCUGUUCUGCUCUUUUUGUUUUGUUUUCACUCUUUAGCUCGCAGUAUUGCAGUCGCUGUUGCUAAUGGUGUUGCUAAGCUCGCUAGCCUGUUUUGUUGUCUACCACCAGAGCAAUAUAUUGUACCAUUUUGACCAAAAUAAAAAUAAAUCCUAACCUUACAUUUCUGGCAUACAAUUGCAUGAAAAAAAAACCUGUAAGUCUUACGUGAUAUGAUCCAUGGUGUUAUUAUUAUUAUUAUUAUUUCUUUUUUUUUUUUUUUUUACAGAUUUGCAGCUGUGAUGUAAUGUAUUGCUCUGGACGCCCGUUACCCAAUCAGCUCACAUCCUCGAAACAACUUCAAUCGAAAAUUUCUGUCUUUUUUUCCGAGUCAAAAGCACAAAGUCAAAGCAACAAAACUACAAGAGCUGCCAACAAAACCAAAAAUAAGCUUAGUAUCAAACUUGAAGGUGAGGUAAAACAUAGCGGUUGGGGUGUAAUGGUGCGCCUCCGUGCGCGAUUUAUUUUGGACACGGGAAGCGAACAACAUGCUUUCAUAAAUGGAAGUUCCUUAUUGGCUGAAGUAGCCUUGUUCUGUAUCUUUAUCGAACAAUGGCGGCACGCUACUUUGGUCAUAUCUACUUGUUUUUGUCCGUUUGGUACGCUAAUGUACCGAAGCGAAACAAAUCAAGAAUGGGAAUCCGUGUACCGUCUGAUGUCCGAUGCUACCAAAAUUGAAGCAUGUGAAGAAGCAACAAAACAAAGUGAUUAUUGAUGAUGAUGAUGAUUGUCAAACGAGAAGAGGAUGUGAGCUGUUUGCUCCUCGUUUCUUUGACUUUUCCCGUUCUAUCCACAAGUUCUUGUAAAAAAUCAAUAUGUGUUGUAACGACACGCCUCCUAAUCCCGCGUCCUUUUUGUCUGUCCACUGCUGACCUGGACUCACACUACGGUAUUCCUCCACCCUGGUUUGUGUUGUGUGUGAUUUCAGCAUGAAGCAAACCUUCUAAAACCUUGACUAGAAUUCCUUGUCAUUCCGUGCGGGUUUGGUGUUUGUGCAGCUCUAAAAUGUCAGCUGUCAAUCCAGGAUGAACAAUCUGUGCCUGAAUAAAUUGAGCUCUCGUUCAUCACGAGCUGCACACCAGACAGCCAAGCCGAUCAGGAGUCUGCUACCUGAAACCGAACGUCUAUUUCCAUAUGCUGUACAUCGGGUUGGACAUUUUGGACGUAGGGAGAUUUAUUUAUUUUUCACUUUCUCCAUCGUAGAUUUUUGUACUCCACUCUGGUUGCUUCGUAGCUUUGUUGGAUUCACUCCCCUAUUUUGUACAUAUCUGUGCCAACAGCUUGGGCAGACAGUGGCUUUUUUUAUUUGUAAAGACAUAAACUUGCUUGCAUAUAUAAAUAAAAGGAAAUACUACA